AUGGCCAAGCGGCAGGUCAGCGUGGCCCUGCUGGGCCCUGAGGGCUGCGGCAAGACCACGGCGCUGGCGAAGCUGUGCGACCUGCAGGGCGCCUUCAAGGCGGAAGAGCACAGCCAGUGCCAGGAUCUGGCCUGGGAGCUGGGUCGACCAGCUUACCGCCAUGGCUGGAUGCUGGACCGUUUGCGAGAAGAAAGAGAGCUGGGGUCCACGCUGGUGCCGGGCCUCCAGAGCUUUCAGUCCGAGAGUUGCAGCUAUUCCGCCUUCGACACGCCUGGCCGGGAGGCCCUGGCGGCCAAGUUCCUGAGCGCUGCCUCCCUGGCCGACGUGGCGGUGCUGGUGGUGUCGGCGGCGGCCGGGGAGUGGGAGCUGGCCGCGGAGAGCGGCAGAGUCAAGGAGUUGGCGCUGGAUAGUUUCACCAUGGGCAUCAAGAACGUCGUAGUGUGGGUCACCAAAAUGGAUGACUUCACCGUGCAGUUCAGCCAGUCCAGAUAUGAUGAGAUAAAGAAGGCGGUGCCAGCCUUCCUGAAGGACGUAGGCUACAAGCUGAAGGAUGUGCCGGUUGUGCCCAUAGCCGGCCUUUCGGGGCAAAAUUUGAACGCCAAGUCCACCGAGAUGCCGUGGUACGCCGGCCACUCCGCCUUGGAAUCCCUGGACGCCCUGGGGGAGAUGAACCGGCCGGCCGAGAAGCCACUGAGAUUGCCAGUGCUGAAAGUGCAUGACCAGCCAGAGGCUGGACCAGUAGUUAUAGGUCGCGUAGAGACCGGGACCAUCAGACCCGGCAUCAAGGUCAUUUUCGCGCCUGGCGGCCUUGUUGCGGAAGUUAAAUCCGUGCACAAGGCAGGCGUCAAGGCUUCAGACGCCAGAGAAGGGGAGGUGGUGAGCGUGAGUCUUAGUGGAGUGGAGGCGUCAGAGCUGCGGAAAGGGAUGGUGAUCAGCGGCAGUACGGACCCUGCCAGCGAUGCCGAGACCUUCUUGGCACAGGUGGUGGUUUUCGAGCACCCCGGGCAGAUCCGUGCGGGCUACUGUCCCGCCAUCGCCGUGCACACAACCCAGGUGCCUUGUGAGUUCGAGGAGCUCCUCAGCCGAGUGGACCGUAAGACGGGCAAGGACGCCGAGGCCAAGCCUGCCAGUGCAAGGUCUGGGGAGGUGGUCACGGUGAAGAUGCGGCCGCGGGCGCUGGUGUGCGUGGAGACCUUCAGUUCCUACCCGCCCCUGGGCCGCUUCGCCAUCCGGGACCAUGGGCGCACCAUCGGCGUGGGAGUCAUCAAGGAGGUCUCCAAAAAGGCGGUGCCGAAGAGGAGUGAGAGCUUCGACGAAUGUGUGGAGAAGCGCAAAGCGCCCAACUCCCGGCGGACCAUCUCCACUCACUGCACGGUUGGGCCCAACGGCAAGCCAUCCUUCACGGAGCUGUUCCCGCUGUCGCACCUGGAGGGCCCGGACGGGGAGCGGUACUCCCUGGUGGCGAUCAAGCUCCACACGGGCCGCACCCACCAAAUCCGAGUGCACAUGCUCUCGAUUGGCCACCCGCUCGUUACCGACGCCAAAUAUGCGGAGGAGAGGCUGACCACGGAUAGGGCCUGGUGCCCACGCAACUUUCUGCACACCUACCGACUGGCGUUCCGGGACCUGCCAACGGAGAAGGAGCUUGCAAGCACGGGCUUCGGAGACGUGCAGGAGCUGGUCACGCCUCUGCCGGCGGACCUGCGCCAGGCCAUGGAAGGCCUGAAGCCACUGGAUGAGGUCUCCCGGAGCCACUGGCAGGAUUGGCUUGCCGGAGAAGCAUCGAUGCUGAAGCCCUUCGAGAAGUAUACGGCUGAAGUUGCCGAGUGA
Molecule: messenger RNA, 1830 nt
Organism: Effrenium voratum
Lineage: Eukaryota; Dinophyceae; Suessiales; Symbiodiniaceae
Source: the annotation of a GenBank genome assembly